Messenger RNA from Saprolegnia parasitica CBS 223.65, 2484 nucleotides. RefSeq lists its product as hypothetical. Gene Ontology annotation, molecular function: protein binding. The coding region runs from base 1 to 2484 and encodes 827 amino acids. The record is from RefSeq and is a predicted model, not a curated record. NCBI's taxonomy places the organism in Eukaryota, Oomycota, Saprolegniomycetes, Saprolegniales, Saprolegniaceae. The transcript has 4 exons.
AUGUUUCGCCACGUCGCGCGCUCGCUGCAGCGCGCCGCCCGCCUCCGCGUCGCGGCCGCGUCGCCGGCGAUGCACAUGGCGCCCUUCCAACUGCCAGCAUUGCGUCACUUUGCGACGCCGCCGUCCCGGCGCGCGCCGACCAAGAUGCUCUCGGUGCUCGAAGUCAAGCAACUCGGGCAGACGACCAAGCAAGAGAUCCUCGCCAAGCACGGUAGCGCCGGCUUCUUCUCGCGCGCCAAGCAAGUGCGCCACACGUGGACCGAGUUCUGCGCGAGCACGCCGGUGCCGUCGUCGAUGGACUUGCAAAUGUUCUUCGCGGCCGCGAAAGCCACCGAGGCCGACUUUGUCAUCAUCGAGUCGCUCCUCCAGCUGCGCGCCAACUACCCGAAGGACGUCAAGAUCAAGCACUACAUCGAGUCCAAGGUUGCGUUCCUGCGUUCGAAGCGCCACGAAGCGAUGCUCGAGAUCUUUGAGGACGAGCGGGCCGCGCUCAACGACCUCGGUCAGUUUGACCGCGCCCACGCGCUCCUCGUCGAGAUGCGCCACGCCGGCUACAUGGUCCCGAACGACACGGUCACGCGCAUCAUGUACAACCUCGCGCUCGCCAACGACAAGGAAGGCGUCCUCGCGCUCUAUGAGCUCGUGGAUGCGACCAUGGGCAUCUGGACGCCGGCGGCGCUCAAUCGGCUCAUGGCGUCGCUCGGCCGCGUGGGCUGCCCGGAGGAAGCUUUCCAGUUCUACUCGCUCUCGACGAUGGAGCUGGACCCGUCGACGUUCCGCACGCUGCUCGAGAUUUGCGUCCGGAACAAGUGCUUGAAGGAGACCGCCGACGUGCUCAAGAACCGGAGCCUCUUCAACAUUACGCUCGAUGCGAGCGGCUACAACACGAUCUUGGAGGCGCUCUUGAUCCUCGACCGCGUCGACGAGAUCGAUGGCAUUCUGCACGAGAUGGCCGCGCAUGGCAUCAAGAGCGACUCGAAGACGCAGUUCAUCUUGCGCCGCUGCCAGUACGCGUCGCGGGCGACGCCGCACAGCAACAACGAUGCGUUCAACCUGAAGGACCCGAGUGCGACGCAGCUCGAUACGUUUUUGCAGAACGAGGAGUAUACCGCCGCAUCGGCGCUCGCAUCGACCCUCCUUUUGGAGCAGAAGACGCCGCUCCACAUGCAGACGCUGGACGCGGUCAUGCGCGCAUCCUUUACGCCGGCGACGACGACAAACUCCGGCGUCGCGCUCCAGACUGCGAUGCGCCACUACGCCAACCGUGUCGCAGACAAGAGUGGGAAGUUUAUGAUUGCCGAUCCGGACCGCGCGAUGGCGGCCUACCGCGCCGCCCGCUUCCAAGGCGUCCCGAUGCUGAGCCCGGGACGCAUGUUUCCCGUCUUCCUCUACGUGUGCGACGCCGACGCGGCGAUCCACGAGCUGCAGACGUACAUGGAGUACCACCUGCGCGACCCGAUGAAGGCGCGGCAGAUGCGCGAGACCGUCUUCUUUGACACGCUUCGCGUGUGCAUCAAGGCGCAGCGCUACGACGACUACGACAAGCUCAUCAAGACGAUCGUGGACGCCAAGUACAUCUUGUCGCCCAAGGCGUUCCACUCGUUUUGGUUUGACCCGACCAAGUACUCGCUCUUCCAGCGCGGCAUGCCGCAUUUGUCCGAGAAGCAGAAGCACGACCGGCUCCUUCGCCUCGGCAAGUCCCUCAGCGCGAGUCUGCGCCUCCUCAUGGACAAGCAAAAGCUCGUGCCGACGUACGAGACGAUUGAUGCGGUCGCCAACACCCUCUACUACUCGGGGUACCGCUCGACGCUCGCGCAGCUCUAUCUGCAGGCACCGACAACACCGCGCGACGUGCUGCCGGAACAAACGUACGGCAAGAUCCUCGACGUGCUUGUCGUCAGCAAGCGCCUCGUGCACGCCAAAGCGCUCUACGCCGAAGCCAACGCCCGCCUUCCGCGCAUUGACCAGCCGUGGCUGCUCGCGGCGCCCCUCGCACAAGGUCUCGCGGACGCGGGCGAGUACGACGCGCUCUUUGCCCACAUCGACGCCCACCCGUACCCAAGUGUCUUUCGCAGCGCGCUCCUGGCACUCUACCCCCGGGCGCCCUUGGCCGUCGUGCGAGACGUGCUCGAGAGGAUGCUCGCCGCCGACCUCGUGCCCAACAUGCAGCUCGUGCAGCGCGCGAUGCUGGCAGCCGUGAAAGCGGCCGAAAAGAAGAGCCAAGUGCGCGAGAUUCCUGGCUUUGUCGACGCGUUCUUGUCGCCGCUCGAAGCGCGCCUCGUGCAAAACGACGUGGUCCAGCCGACGCUGUCGCUGACCAACUCGAGCGGCCACACGUCGACGAUGGACAUUGAUCUGCGCGAGCUCAAGCGCACGUACGGCUUUGCGCAGAAGGCCCUCGCCGCGACGCAGGACGAGGCCGCGAUUUCUGCCCACGCCGACAAGAUGCGCCGCUGGAACCUCGCACCGACCAAGAGCAACUAG